This is a messenger RNA of Drosophila suzukii, 2815 nucleotides long. The record is from RefSeq and is a predicted model, not a curated record. Lineage: Eukaryota; Metazoa; Arthropoda; Insecta; Diptera; Drosophilidae.
GAGCUAUCUUUUUGUUGUCGAUCAAGUAUCUAUUCAUUUUCCUUCAGUUAAACACGGAGAUUUUUCUUCUUCAUAGUAAAAGCAAAAAUCUGCAAAACGAAUUUCAAAAGAACCGAAAGAGGUGCAACUGCUGUCUCGUUCUCCCAAUGAAUCGCAAUCAAUACGAAAACCACCUUCGCAGCGUCAAUGAGGGUCUGCCUCUUGGACUCGUACUGACCCCCGACCUAACAAUGGACUUGGUGGAGUUGAACGCGAACGGUAAUCACGCGGAAGACAAGCUUGUCUGCACCGAUUGUAACAGGAAGUCUGCUAUCACUUUGACUCCCACCGUAAGCGAUGAGGCCCUUAAUACUUUAAAUGAGCUGCGCGAGGCGAAUCUUUUGUGCGAUGCCCAGAUUUCGGUGGGAGAGCAGGCUUUCAAUGUACACCGGGCAAUAAUGUGUUCAUGCAGCUCGUACUUUCGCGCUCAGUUUACAGGAUUCAGUGCUGACAGCCGCGAGCGAACAACUAGAACAGUUGCCGCCGAGCGGAGUCCGGUCAUCCACAUCCCCGGCAUAAGCGCAACCAUAAUGAACUGUGUAAUUCAGUACGCCUACCUGCGCCAAACCCGCAUCACCGAAAACAAUGUGCACGAGCUUCUCACAUGCGCGGACUAUGUUGGCAUGGUAGGUUUGGUAAAUCAGUGCAAGGAUUUCCUCAGUAACACCCUUACCGCGGAAAACUGUGUUAGUAUCAUGGGAUUCGCACGGUUCCGGUUUUUGGAGGACCUGCACUUGAAGGCACGAACCUACACGCUUAGAUAUUUUACGGAAGUGGCAAGCCGCAAUACUGAUAUUCUGGACAUGAACGUUAAGGACUUUUACAGCAUAAUUAACGAUGAUGAACUUAACACACGGGAAGAGGACCUUGUAUGGAAAUUGUGCGUUAAGUGGAUCGACCGGAAUCCGGAAAGCCGCAAGCAGCAUGUCGCACAUCUGAUGACCGGGGUUCGGUUGGGCCUGAUGACUCCAAAGUGCUUCAUGGAGGAGGUGAAAGAGCACCCGUACGUCAUGCAAUGUGAUGCCGCCAAGCCGCUGAUAGUCGACACUUUUAAAUUCAUGUACGACUUGGACUUUUUAAAUCCGCAGGCAGACGAGCUAACUACUCCACCGCUCGCCAUGCCGCGGCUGCCACACGAGGUAAUUUUUGCAAUUGGUGGCUGGAGCGGUGGAACCUCGAAGGGUUGUAUGGAGACUUACGACACACGGGCUGAUCGCUGGGUUAACAUCAACGCUGAGGAUCCUGCCGGUCCACGCGCCUACCACGGCACCGCAGUGCUUGGCUUUAAAAUAUUCUCGAUUGGCGGAUACGAUGGCGUUGAGUACUUCAACACCUGCCGCGUAUUUGAUGCCGUUAAGAAAAAGUGGAACGAAAUCGCUCCAAUGCACUGCCGUCGCUGCUACGUAAGUGUAAGCGAGCUGAACGGCAUGAUUUAUGCUAUAGGUGGCUACGACGGCCAUAACCGUCUGAACACUGUGGAGCGGUAUAACCCAAAGACCAAUCAGUGGUCUAUUAUUCCGCCUAUGAACAUGCAGCGUUCUGAUGCAAGCGCGUGCACCCUGAAUGGUCGCAUUUACGCCACUGGCGGAUUUAACGGCCAGGAGUGCUUAGACAGCGCCGAGUUUUACGACCCAAUAAACAACGCGUGGACUCGAAUAGCUAACAUGAAUCAUCGUCGGUCCGGAGUGAGCUGCGUGGCUUUUAGGAGCCAGCUGUACGUCAUCGGUGGCUUCAACGGUACAGCGCGUCUAUCUACCGGAGAACGCUUCGAUCCGGAGACACAAAGUUGGCACUUCAUCCGCGAAAUGAAUCACUCGCGUAGCAACUUUGGACUAGAGAUUAUUGAUGACAUGAUCUUUGCAAUUGGCGGCUUCAACGGAGUCUCGACCAUCUCUCAUACAGAGUGCUACGUUGCGGAAUCAGACGAGUGGAUGGAGGCCACUGAUAUGAACAUUGUCCGUUCCGCGCUGUCUGCCAAUAACGUAGUAGGGCUUCCAAACAAGCGAGACUAUAUUCAUAAGGAACGGGACCGCCUAAUGGAGGAGAGACGUCAGCGUCUUAUGUCCACCGCCAUGGCUCGGGAGAAUAUCGGCCACGUCAAUCCCUCGCAAUCGUUAGUAGAGAACAACGAAGGUGGCAUGGAUGGCUACGAUGAUGAGGAGACUGAGCACCAGCAACUAGUACAGCAGCAGAUCAUACCACUCCCCCUAGGCCUACAAAUUCCGGAUGUAGCUGCUGACCCAGCUAUUUUUAAUGGUCUUAUUCCAAGACUAGGUCUUGAUCUCCAGACGCCAGGUCAACCUUUACCGGUCUCCAACGUCCAAUUCAACCGUAUGAUUGAGGAUCGUGACCUGGACAACAGACGCCGAUUUCGUAUGCAGCUGCGUAACCAACGCCAUGGAUCGCAUCAUGAAAUUCGCCGUCCCACCUAGGCGACACCUAUUAGAACUCUUACCCUGAUUUACCCUAUUUCUGAGGGACAACAAAAAAUCGUGUGCAGAUCACCACAAAAGAUUAAACGUAAGCGUGAGGCAUGGUAAUUUUACAAGUACUGCAGCAAAGCCCACGUCCGUCGAAACCGCUUUUCAAAAAAAUUUUCCACAGCCCAAACAAAAACAAACGCAACGUGUGGUUACCAAGUCGUCGUCUUUUUUCAUUUAUUUAACGGAAUUAUAAAAUUGGACGUUCCAAGUUCAAAGUAAAUCGAGCCAUUAUAUUUAAUGAAAAUUAUAGUCUAUCUAAAUUAAAUAAAUAAAUAUAUCAUCAUCGUAAAGUA